Triplophysa dalaica is the source of this 2322-nucleotide messenger RNA. RefSeq names its product UDP-glucose 6-dehydrogenase (gene ugdh). Gene Ontology annotation, molecular function: UDP-glucose 6-dehydrogenase activity; NAD binding. The transcript has 12 exons. The record is from RefSeq and is a predicted model, not a curated record. NCBI's taxonomy places the organism in Eukaryota, Metazoa, Chordata, Actinopteri, Cypriniformes, Nemacheilidae. Gene Ontology annotation, biological process: glycosaminoglycan biosynthetic process. Gene Ontology annotation, cellular component: cytosol; nucleus. The coding region runs from base 161 to 1639 and encodes 492 amino acids.
GGGCGUGUAUGAGUGAGUAAAUGAAUGUGUCUUUGAGUUUGUGUCGAGUAUAUAAUAGUUAUAUUCAUUCGGGAACAAGUCAUCACUUAUAGAGGAUCCUUACAUGCACACUGCACUGAAUCACUCAGACUGUUAACUCAAAACUUUACUGUGAGACGAGAUGGUGCAGAUUAAGAAGAUUUGCUGUAUAGGAGCCGGAUAUGUCGGUGGGCCAACAUGUAGUGUAAUUGCCAGCAUGUGUCCUGAAAUAUCAGUCACAGUGGUGGAUGUGAAUGAGUCCCGGAUCAAAGCCUGGAACUCUGACACACUGCCCAUCUAUGAGCCGGGUCUGAAUGAGGUGGUGCUGUCAUGUCGUGGGAAAAACCUCUUCUUUUCCACCGACAUUGAUUCUGCUAUUAAACAGGCGGAUUUGGUCUUCAUUUCUGUAAACACACCUACUAAGACAUACGGUAUGGGCAAGGGUCGUGCUGCCGACCUGAAAUUUAUUGAGGCGUGUGCGCGGAGAAUCGUGGAGGUGUCGGACGGCUAUAAAAUCGUUACUGAGAAGAGCACAGUACCGGUUCGUGCAGCUGAGAGCAUCCGCAGGAUAUUUGAUGCGAACACGAAACCCAGUCUCAAUUUACAGGUUCUCUCCAACCCAGAGUUCCUCGCAGAGGGAACGGCAGUGAAGGACCUGAAGGAACCAGAUCGUGUCCUGAUUGGUGGAGACGAGACUCCAGAAGGUCAAAGGGCCAUCAGUGCUCUCUCUGCAGUUUAUGAAAACUGGGUCCCCAAGUCCCGCAUCAUUACCACCAACACCUGGUCCUCAGAGCUUUCCAAACUGGCGGCAAAUGCGUUCCUAGCCCAGCGAAUCAGUAGCAUAAACUCCAUCUCUGCUCUGUGUGAAUCUACUGGUGCUGAUGUUGAGGAGGUGGCAAAAGCCAUCGGCAUGGAUCAACGAAUUGGAAGCAAAUUCCUUAAAGCCAGCGUGGGUUUCGGGGGAAGUUGUUUUCAGAAGGAUGUGUUGAAUUUGGUAUAUCUAUGUGAAGCGUUAAAUCUUCCAGAAGUUGCUUCAUAUUGGCAACAGGUUAUUGACAUGAACGAAUAUCAGAGAAAGAGAUUCGCGUGUCGAAUCAUUGACUGCCUGUUCAACACCGUUACAGGAAAGAAAAUCGCCCUGUUAGGCUUUUCUUUUAAAAAGGAUACAGGAGAUACAAGGGAGUCAUCCAGCAUCUACAUCUCUAAGUAUCUAAUGGACGAAGGAGCCAAGCUGCAUAUUUAUGACCCUAAAGUGCUGAAGGAGCAGAUAAUGCAGGACCUGUCUCAACCCAGCAUAUCUGGAGACAACCCUGAGAGAGUAUCUGAUCUGGUAACUGUGACAAAUGACCCGUAUGAGGCAUGUGAAAGCGCACACGCACUGGUCAUCUGCACUGAGUGGGACAUGUUUAAGGAUCUGGACUAUGAGAAAAUAUAUCACAAGAUGCUUAAACCUGCAUCUAUCUUUGACGGUAGACGAGUCCUGGACCACCUGCAUGUCCAACUCCAGAACCUCGGCUUUCAGAUCGAGACUAUUGGAAAGAAGGUGACCACCCGGAUUCCUUUCACGCCCUCCGGAGGAGUGCCGCGUCUCGAACCGCCCUGCAAAAAACCCAAAGCAUAAGACACCAACACGCACUUAUGCACACACCUGCAUGUGCAUUGUACACUGAUUAAAAUAAUUUGCUGAGAAAACAAAUGUGUGACCCCAGACACUUCUGUCUUGAGUCAUGCACAUGCCGUGUGUAGGUUUAUUAAUCUGACUGGUGUUUGGAAUGUUUUUACGUGACUGGCUUCUCUCUCAUGGCUGUUUUGUCUGUGAAUGCAGACAGUUAUGUCAUCUUUUAAACAUGUAAUCGUUUAUUUUAGACCACAAUUGUAAACAUUUUUUGUGUUUUAGAGGUAUUACCUGCACACAGAACUGAUCUGUUUGAUGCCACACAACUAUUUAGUAGUGCAGUAUUGUUUACAUGUUAAAUUGUCAGUGUUAUUGGUUUAAAUAACAGAAUCACGUUUUUGAAUUUUUGGCACAAGGACAUGGAACUUUUAUAUCGGGAUCAAGUGGCAGAAUUCAAACAGCUGUAUAUUCACUGUGAAUUCAGUUUGUGAUUGUAUUGGGCAAGUUACUUAUGAAGUCACCAAUCAUUCAAUCAUUCAUUUCUAUAUACAUUGUAUGGCUGUGUAUGUUAAUGUAGAAUCUCAGUUUUAGCUUUUAUAAAACAUGUACUGUACAGAUUUGUAAUGGUUAUGUACAAUGCUCACAGAACUGAACUGAUUUCUUAAAUAAAUAUGGACCAACAAAAAGAA